AGUGUAUGGUGGUUGCUUGCUGUCAUCUGCACAGGCAAAGAUGGCCUCCAAGCGAAUCACCCAGGAAACCUUUGACACAGCCGUGCGUGAGAACAUCGAGGAGUUUGCAAUGGGGCCGGAGGAGGCGGUGAGAGAGGCCGUGGAGCAGUUUGAAUCACAAGGGGUCGAUCUGAGCAACAUUGUAAAGAUGGUACCUAAAGUCUCUGUGGAUGGACCCCAGGAGCCCACACACGACGUCCUACAGGCCCUGGAUGACCUGCAGAAGUCUGUGGCCUGCUCUUGCCUUCAGGAAGUAUCCACACACCUCGCCCGCUUCUGCGACCAGUGCAAGGAGGUCAAGGCCUGCCGCUUCCUGGCGGCCCAGAAAGGGGCCUACCCCAUCAUUCUCGCCUCCUGGAAGCUGGCCGUCAAGGGGGAUCAGGGCCUCCUGCUCCAGGCCCUCAGUGCCCUGUCGGUGCUGACUGAUGGCCAGCCGGACCUCCUGGAUGCCCAGGGCUUGCAGCUGCUGGUCGCCACACUGGCCCAGAAUGCCGACACAGCCGAUCUGACCUGCUCUGCAAUCCGCUGUGUACGCCAUGCCUGCCUGAAGCAUGAACAGAAUCGCCAGGACCUGGUGAAGGCCGGUGUGCUGCCCCUCUUGACCAGCGCCAUCACCCGGCACGGCCGCCAUGCCAGUGUGGUCAGGGAAGCCUGCUGGGCCCUGCGCGUCAUAACCUUCGACGAUGAUAUCCGUGUGCCUUUUGGCCAUGCCCAUGACCACGCCAAGAUGAUUGUGCUGGAGAACAGAGGCUUGAAGGUGCUCAUUGAGGCCAUCAAAGCCUUCCUGGACAACCCCGGUGUCCUGAGUGAGCUCUGCUGCACCCUGUCCCGCCUGGCUGUCCGCAACGAGUUCUGCCAGGAAGUUGUCGACCUUGGAGGCCUAGACGUCCUGGUGACCCUGCUGGCCGACUCUCGUGACCACCAGGUGGGGCCCCAGAGCCACCUUUGGGACCUCGUGAAGCAAGUGCUGAGCGCCCUGCGAGCCAUCGCGGGCAACGAUGAUGUGAAGGAUGCCAUUGUGCGUGCCGGCGGAACGGAGUCCAUUGUGGCUGCCAUGACCCAGCACCUGACCAGCCCCCAGGUGUGUGAGCAGAGUUGUGCAGCCCUGUGUGUCCUGGCCUUGCGCAAACCUGACAACAGCCGGAUCAUCGUGGAGGGAGGCGGGGCCCUGGCAGCCCUGCGGGCCAUGGAGGCGCACCCUCGGGAGGCUGGCGUGCAGAAACAAGCCUGCAUGCUGAUCCGCAACCUGGUGGCCCGGAGCCAGGCCUUCUCAAAGCCCAUCCUGGACCUGGGGGCCGAGGCGCUCAUCACGCAGGCCCGAGCGACCCACCGUGACUGCGAGGACGUGGCCAAAGCCGCCCUGCGGGACCUGGGCUGCUGCGUCGAGCUCCGAGAGCUGUGGACAGGCCAGAAGGGUGACCUGGCACCGUGACCCCAGGCCCAGGUGGGCCAUGACUCGGGUGAGUCAUGUGACUCAGGAACAGAGAGACCCAUGUCCUGCCACCUGCUCCCCCAGGCCUGUCCCCCACAGUGAGAGGUGUUUCCUGACAGGCCCUAGUAAUGGCUGGGGGAGUGCUGACGGGGUGUCUGCAGGGCAGAGAGCAUCCCCUGGGCCCCAGCCUUCCCUCGUCAGCUGGCAACAUCGACAUCACCGCUCUGCCCCUCCCCCAUGCCUUCUCCACUCAGAAGGGGCAAAGGGCACAUCCUGUCGCCCACUGCCCUUGGCAGCCACGUGGGCCGGUCUCAGCAGGGCCAGUGAUCCCGCAGGCUUGGGACCCUGACACUUUCUCUUGCAAGUCCAUGCAGGCCGCUGCUUCUCGUUUUUCUCAUUGUAGAAUGGGUCUCAGAGGUCUUGUCCCACAGCUUGUCUGUCUCCAAGUCCUGUGCCCACCGUGGUUCCUGGUAAUAAAAGACCAUCAGAUGAAUAUCA
Carlito syrichta (Philippine tarsier) is the source of this 1969-nucleotide messenger RNA. RefSeq names its product armadillo repeat containing 6 (gene ARMC6). NCBI's taxonomy places the organism in Eukaryota, Metazoa, Chordata, Mammalia, Primates, Tarsiidae. Gene Ontology annotation, molecular function: protein binding. Bases 41 to 1471 code for a protein of 476 amino acids. Gene Ontology annotation, biological process: hematopoietic progenitor cell differentiation. The record is from RefSeq and is a predicted model, not a curated record. The transcript has 7 exons.